Molecule: messenger RNA, 510 nt
Organism: Malus domestica (apple)
Lineage: Eukaryota; Viridiplantae; Streptophyta; Magnoliopsida; Rosales; Rosaceae
Source: RefSeq, a predicted model, not a curated record
AUGGCAGAAGAUAACCCUUUGGUUUCAGAGGUUACGAGUUCCUCUACUGCAACUUCCAUCAUCAUUCAUGGAGAUAUCAAUCCUAAUCAAAGGUUGUGCUCCGUGUUGUUAAAUGAAUUCAACUAUCUACGUUGGUUUCGUGCUGUCACGCUUGCCCUAGGAGGAAGAUCCAAGAUAGGGUACAUCAAUGGCAACAUUAAACCUCCUAAAACUACCUCUAUGUCUUAUGAUGCAUGGUUGUGUAAUGACCAACUGGUUAUGUCGUGGAUGCUCAACUCCAUGGAGCUCAAGCUGUCUGAGCUUUUCAGUUACUCAAAAUCCUUAUAUAUUCUUUGGGAAGCAGUCAAGGAGAUGAACGGGAGUCAAAACAAUGCUACUUAUGUGUUCCAACUAAAAAAAAACCUUGCUAGUUUAAAGCAAGGUGAUCAAGCGUUUGUUCAGCACCUUGGAAGCUUGAAGAACAUGUGGAACGAACUAGAUUUGUAUCGCCCACACAUCACUGACCAUUGA